Entrophospora sp. SA101 is the source of this 949-nucleotide messenger RNA. NCBI's taxonomy places the organism in Eukaryota, Fungi, Glomeromycota, Glomeromycetes, Entrophosporales, Entrophosporaceae. The record is from the annotation of a GenBank genome assembly.
GUUGAAUUCCGUCAAUGAAUGGGUGAUAACAGUACUCCUCGCUUGUUUGGUCUUACCCGACAAUGAGAAAUUAAGAGCUGAAAAUGCAGAAGCCGUCAAAAACGAUAAAACUUCUUCUUCUUCACAUAAAUAUAACGGAAUAAGUAUUAAUCGCUCAAACUCAAAUAUCAGUUCUUCUGAUGAUUCAGAAACGUCACCAACGUCUCCGCAAUCAUCUAACAAGAACAAUCCUAAUAUUAUUAAGAACAAUACUAAUGGUAACGUUAAUGGCAACGUUAAUGGCAGUAAAGUUAAAAAAAACAAACGUAAGAGUGUCGUGGAACCAUUACAUACUAGUAAUGUAGAAACUACCGAUCAAACAAAUGAUUACCCCAAACCUACCCCAAGGCCCAAAAAAAAUGAUAGUAACAAUAACAGCGGCGAAGGCGAAUGGAUCACUGUUCAAAAAAGAAGAAGCAUCAGGUAUUUGACAUAUGCCAUGAUCCAUCAGUUAGCACACGCAGAUGAUACUGUUAUACCAGUUGAAACAAAUAUGAUUUUGCGAGAAAUGUUAUUUGCCAUUUCUUGGUUAUUGGGUUCAAUAUCGGUAACAACAUAUUUAGCUGGCAUAUUAAGAACAAUACCAAGAAUACGUUUCUAUCGUCAAAAAUCAGAUCCAAAUUAUAAACAAAAACUUAACCUACCAAGUCUUCAAAGUUUAGCCAUCACCUACUUUUGUUACAUAUCUAUAAUAGGAAUCAUAGUCACAACAUGCUCAUUUUUCAUUGGCUAUUUUGAAAUGUAUCCUGACUCUCAUCCAAAUUCAGCAAUGAUAGCAUUCAUUAUGAAAUUGACCGAAUAUGGCGUUUUUGCGAUUUGUUGUUUCUUGAUAUCAUUUGGAUUCAUAAUGUAUGGUAAUAAAUUGAUCAGUAUAGCAGGCGAAGGGAUUAGAAUUGGAAAUGAAGCAUAA